Astyanax mexicanus (Mexican tetra) is the source of this 2489-nucleotide messenger RNA. It is a transcript of the gene ccdc125, whose product is annotated as coiled-coil domain containing 125. Lineage: Eukaryota; Metazoa; Chordata; Actinopteri; Characiformes; Acestrorhamphidae. Gene Ontology annotation, cellular component: cytoplasm. Bases 195 to 1646 code for a protein of 483 amino acids. The transcript is spliced from 12 exons. The record is from RefSeq and is a predicted model, not a curated record. Gene Ontology annotation, biological process: negative regulation of cell motility; negative regulation of Rho protein signal transduction.
CCUGCUUCAGUUAGAUCCAGCCUACAGGUGGAAAGGGGCACACCUGUUCACUCUGUCCAAACCUGGGGAAUUUUUCUUGCUGUCCAGCUGGAAGCCUCACGGACUCGAAACCAUAUAGAUGUUGAACCUCUACAGCACUUUUUAGUGUUUUCUCUGCUGGUUUGGAGCCAUGCUCGCGGAUUAACAGAGAGAUCAUGCAGGGAGGUGGAGAGCAGCCCUCAGAAGAUGAUAUGAGAGAGGGGGAUUUGGGGGAUGGCAUGGUCGCCCCCUGCUGCUCCUCUGCCCGGGUGAGGAGUAAAGGGGAGCUGCCGGAGCUCCUGGCCCACAGCAGGUUCAGUAAGAGGGGCAGUGAUGGGAGCGGCCCCUUCUCCUGGACGCCCUGCAGCUCCAUGUACACUGCCUUCAGAGAGGAGCUCAGAGACUCAGACAGCAGUGCCGGCGACUCCAGUGAAGCAUUGCAGAGAAGACUGCAGGAGGUCACAGAGGAAGUAGAGCUGCUGCGGACAGAGCUAGAAGUCACCCAUCGACACUUGGAGGGCAAACAUGAAGCUCUGAGGAUCCUACAAGGCCAGGCUAUAUUAGAUAAAGCAACAACCCACACCAAAAGUUUGCUUCAGAAGAGUGAGGAGCGGACCAAAGCUUUGGAAAAGGAGGUGAAUGCUUUGCAGUGGGAGAUUACCUUCAACCAGGUCCAGUUUAAGAAUGUAGAACAUGCGUGGGGGCUGAAAUACGACAGGGUGUGUGCAGAAAACAAGGCCCUGAGUAAAGCUCUGAAUGAAAAGCUGGAGCAGCUACAGGACCUCCGAACAGAGAACACCUCACUGAGUCAGCAGUGUUUGGAGCUGCUGGGAUUGCUGAGUGCUCAGGAAAGGAGAGAUUUCCAGAAGACUCAGCCCCCGAGCAAACAUGGGAGAGAGGGAUACGCACUGGAGCUUGCAGUGUAUGGAGCUUGCCACUGUACCUCCAGUGGGGGUGAGCCGUGUCCUUGUGCUAAAAGUGCUGCUUCAAGCCGCAUGCAGGUUCUCCAGCUCAAACAGGAGUUGGAGGUGCAGAGGAGGAGGAAGGAGGAGGCGUAUGUGAUGGUGGACGCUUUCCGCAUCGCCUUUGAGCAGCAGCUGAAGAGAGGGAGCGAGAAGGUGCUGCAGUUGGCUGAAAACGACAGACAAGCGCCACGCCAUUCAAAACCAGUGAGAGGGAAACAGGGCAGCUCAGCCAGCAUGGCUCAGAAGUUGAGAAGAUUUCUGCCGUCUGCCAGAGAGGGAAAGGAGCCCACUGACCCCACAGAAACCCUACGGUUACUGCUCGAUCUGCUGAGUGACAAGGAGGAAGCUUUGGCCCAUCAGAGGAAGGUGAGCUACAUGCUGGCCCGAAGCUCCGAGGAGCUGGAGAAGCGGCUUCAGGCUCAGCUGAAAGAGCUGGACCUCUCCAAAUCCAACACCAGAUUAAACACAAACACUUCUGAAUACGACAAACACGACCGAGGAGAAGACAACGCCUGCAAAUGCUCAGCAGACUGUAGCAACAACCACACGGCCUGUUCAUCCUUUAAUGAGCCGAGUUCUACAGCAGAAGUCGUGGACCAUGAAGAGGAGCAGAGUUCAGCAUCAGACCAGACACACACAGAACCAACUGAAGAGCAGGAGUAAAUGGAUCUGUGCACUUUUUAAAAAAGAAAAAUACCUAGGCUUGGUUUGUUUUACAAUGAACUGAGCUGCUUUGAAUACAGACAUUUAGUAGUUUGCUGAAAUCUUAACACUGUUAUAGUAUCUCAUGUUACAUACAUAUAAAAAAUAAAAAAUCCAGCUUACAAUCAGAUUUUUGCUGGUAGCUGGUUUCAAUAAACUAAAUUUAUUUAUUUAAUUUAUUUUCAUAACAAACAAUUAAGGGACACAUAUCCUCCACAUUAAUCCCCUGAUCUAAACCUGAUGAACUGAGAAGGUGAUUUGAGGUGAUUUAAUUGGGAUGAGCUGGAGCUUCACAGCAUGAAGGAAAGAAAAGCAGCAACUAUUGUUCAGCACCUCCAGGAACUCCUUCCUUUAAGACGCUGAGAAAACUAUUCCAGUUGACUCUCCCUCAUGAAGACACUGAGAUUAAAAUCUCACCAAGAGUCUGCAGAUCUGUCCUUCAAGAUAAAUGUGCUGCUUAGAAAAAUCUAAAUUAUAAAACAUAUUCUGGUUUGUUUAACACUUUUUUAUUUACAGAAUAAUUCUGCAUGUGUCCCUGUAGAGCUUUAUUACAGUCUUCAAUAUUAAAUUUAUAAUGUAAAAAUAAUGAAAAGUAUAAAAACACAUUGAAUGAAAAGAGGUGUGCCCAAGCAAUUAGGUGAACUUUAUAUUUUUUAAUACAUUUCCCACAUUUUAUUUGAUUGUUUUACCCGUGUUUACCUUAACAUAAGAGGAACAACCUCAUUCGAACAUGUCUGACAGCAGAUUUUCUCUUUUUUGACAGCUAUAUUUUACAUUUUACCUUUAUAUAAAAUGCUCUUGUUU